CAUCGAGCCAACAUCUCUCUCCCUGACCAACUGAGCAGCUGUGGUUGUCUGUGAUCUUGAGGAUUAGAAUUGGCAGGCAAGAGGAAUACACAGUGAUUAUUUGAUCUUAUCAAUCACUAGGUAGAUCAUUUUUGGUUUUAAGCUUUUGACUUUAAGAAAAUUCGUCAGAUGCAGCCGCGGCGGGGUAGUGACCAAGAGUAUUGAUUAAUCGUGUGAAAAUGCAUUUUUAAGUACUAGUACAAACACAUUGUACUCGAACCUUCACCCUGAAGUACAACACGUUUAAAGCGAUAGCUGUGAACAGAUCAGAUUUACGGUGAAGAACUAGCAAUAUUGUAUCAUCAAGAUCGUCAAACGAUUAGAAAAGCAGAUCGGUGGCAUGUUUAGUAUACUGUCGGAAAAUAUUUAUCGACGAUCCAAUAACUGAGCGGUCACUCAAAUUGAUCACCAAACCAAUUGAUCAGUGUUAAUGUUAUCGUCUACACCUAAUCUCGAAAGAUUAGUUAAAUCUAGUACAACACGGACUUCGGACAGACAUUUUAUCGUAGUUUUCACAUUAGAAAGGACAGAAGGUCGUAGCGAACGCUAAAUAGUGAAAGUUGUGUGCAAACGAAAUAUGCACAACGAAUAAAACACGAGAAAAAAAACAGCUCAAUUAAAAGUGUUAAAAUCUACUGAUCGUGUGACAACGGGCCAUUCAGCAGCCGCUUCUACCUGAAAACCUCUUUCGCGCAAUUCGCAACACCACGCCACAGUUCUUAGCAGCUGUUCAUUAAAUCAAAACCUAACUAGUCCAAUUGACGUUUACUCUUACCGGAAGGCAAGGAAAAACACACACCCGCACGCCUACAUAGGAUGGUAGAAGGAGAAACCGAUUCCAGUAAUUCAACUUAUAUCAAUGUAAGAGACGACAGAGUAGCAAACGGCGUCGGUUCCAAAGAGCACCCGCAAACCGUCGUGGUUCCGUUGGAAAAAUUAAGCAAGGCGGAUCAUAUCCACCAGACUGGCCUGCAAAUCGUUGCCUCGAAGCAACCGGAAAAGUCGUCGCUCGACCCCGAGCGAGGCUACUCCAGCAAAGCUGACUUCGAGCAAGCGAUAGAGCUCACUGGUUAUGGCAGAUUUCACUACAUCCUAUUAGCAAUAUGUGGUCUCGUGAGCACCAGCGAGGAGAUGGACGUCAUAUCGAUGUCCUUCAUCCUGCCGUCAGCUCAGUGCGAUCUCGAUUUGAAUACUCAGUCCAAAGGAUGGCUCAAUUCGAUUAUCUUCAUUGGUAUGAUGGUUGGAGCCUAUGUUUGGGGAAGCGUUGCCGACUCGCUGGGUAGAAAGAAGGUGCUCAUUGUUAUCUCAAUCAUGAACGCACUCUGCAUUGUUGCCUCCUCCUUCUCACAGUCAUACGAGGUGUUUAUGGUUUUCCGUUUCCUAAAUGGAGCCGCACUGGGAGGUAGUGGGCCAGUCAUUUGGUCAUACUUUGCCGAGUUUCAGCCGAAAGCAAAACGAGGUUCGAUGCUUAGCUUUAUGGCAGCUUUCUGGACUAUCGGGAAUCUGCUAGUAGCCGGCCUUGCUUGGCUAAUUAUUCCGAGUUCUAUCGGAAUUUACACUCCAAGCUUUACCUAUAACUCGUGGCGUAUCUUUUUGAUGGUGUGCUCGAUUCCAUCGUUUAUUGUUGCUGCACUUCUUCUCUAUCUACCAGAAUCACCCAAAUUUCUGAUUUCACAGGGAAAAACCGAAAAAGCUUUAGCCAUUUUCCGUGGUAUAUAUUCGACCAACACUGGAAAAUCGCCUGAUCUGUAUCCCGUAAAAGAACUUCUAAUAGACGAAAAACUGAAAAAUGAACUGGAGGAAGUUAAAAAGCCAAUUAAGAACAAGUACAAACGAAUGUUGUUCAACAUCAUGGAUAACAGCAAGCAGCUGUUUGUAUCACCAAUUCUCAAGUUCACCACAAUUUCAAUCACGAUCAACUUUACCUUCCAUAUUGGCUACUACGGCCUGAUGAUGUGGUUCCCUGAGUUAUUCAAUCGCUUCGAUGAGUUUACCCGUGCGCACCCGGAUGUGGAAAAAGCAUCGGUGUGCGUAGUCACAGAUUACGUCGUUCAACACGGUUCGCACUCCGAAAUCGGUGUUUGCUCAGCCAACAUUCCCAGUACAGUAUUUCUGGAAUCGCUCAUUACCGUAGCUGCAGCACUGCCUGCCAACAUAUUGGCAGUACUUGGCAUGGACAAGCUCGGUAGAAAGUUUUUCCUUGUAUUCAGCACAAUGGCUGCCGGUUUAUGUUCGGCGUCGAUGUAUUUAGUUACCAAUAAGCACCAGAAUCUCGCAGUUUCGGCUGUUUUCAGUGGUGUUAUAUCGAUGGGUAAUGCGUCGCUUGAUUGUUUAAUUACGGAAGUAUUUCCGACCAAUUUAAGAGCUACGGGUGUAGCUAUCUCCAUGGUAGCAGCACGUCUUGGAGGUAUCAUCGGAAACGUCGUGAUUGCAACACUGCUGGAUAUGUACUGUCCAGCUCCAACCUUCAUCGUGGCGGCACUUCUUGCUGGUGGUGGUCUUAUGUGUCUGUUCUUACCAAACACUACGAGGACAGCACUCUCCUGACCGUCUCAGCACUCGUACAAAACAUAUUCUAGGUCUUCUAAAACAAAAAAGUCCCUAUCCUUAUCUGAAAACAUUUCUAAGAAACUCAUGGAUUAAGCAUUGCAGCCAAUUAUUACUAUUAUUCUACAGUUACUUUUGCACUUUUCCAUUUAUUCUUUCACUAACAGAAAAUCUCAGAUCACCACAAUAGAUCUUGCAAUUGAUGAAUUUACACUAGAGUUAAGCCAUGUGCAGAUUGUUUGUACAAGAUAAAUUUGCUGAUUGAAGCAAAUGAUAACUAUUAGAAACUACGUGCAUAAAUGUUAUAAUUUGUACCACUAUUUAGAUUAUAAAAUAGAGCAAAAUAAAACUAAACUUAAAAACGUUAAGAAAGAUGA
Messenger RNA from Topomyia yanbarensis, 2963 nucleotides. RefSeq names its product synaptic vesicle glycoprotein 2C-like. Gene Ontology annotation, cellular component: membrane. NCBI's taxonomy places the organism in Eukaryota, Metazoa, Arthropoda, Insecta, Diptera, Culicidae. The transcript has 6 exons. Gene Ontology annotation, biological process: transmembrane transport. The record is from RefSeq and is a predicted model, not a curated record. Gene Ontology annotation, molecular function: transmembrane transporter activity. The coding region runs from base 856 to 2586 and encodes 576 amino acids.